Protobothrops mucrosquamatus (brown spotted pit viper) is the source of this 711-nucleotide messenger RNA. RefSeq names its product claudin 14 (gene CLDN14). Gene Ontology annotation, cellular component: bicellular tight junction; plasma membrane. Lineage: Eukaryota; Metazoa; Chordata; Lepidosauria; Squamata; Viperidae. Gene Ontology annotation, molecular function: structural molecule activity. The record is from RefSeq and is a predicted model, not a curated record. Gene Ontology annotation, biological process: cell adhesion; bicellular tight junction assembly.
AUGGAAAGCAUGGCAUUUCAGCUGCUGGGCUUUUUUUUGAGUCUUCUUGGCUUAGCUGGAACCAUCACUGCAACCAUCUUGCCUCACUGGUGGGACAGCGCUCAUGUGGGAACCAAUAUCAUCACAGCCGUCGCAUACAUAAAGGGUCUCUGGAUGGAAUGUGUUUGGCAGAGUACUGGGAUCUCCCAGUGUCAGUUCCAUCAUUCACCGCUUGCUUUGCCUCGCAACCUUCAAGCAGCCCGGGCCAUGAUGGUGAUAUCGUGCAUUCUUUCAGCUCUAGCCUGUGUGACUGCUGUUAUUGGCAUGAAGUGUACCCAAUGUGCUAAAGGGUCCUCCUCCACCAAAAACAUCUUUGCUGUCCUAGGUGGCAUCCUUUUCAUACUGGCUGGAAUUGUGUGUCUCAUCCCUGUUUCUUGGACGACAAAUGUUGUGGUGACUAAUUUCUACAACCCAAUGUUGCCCGAUGGGAUUAAAUAUGAGAUUGGGCAUGCCCUUUACCUUGGCUUUGUGUGUGCUUCACUGAGUAUAAUUGGUGGAAUAAUCUUGUGUGCUUCGUGUCAGCAGGGGGAGAAUGACAUAAAUUCCCAACAACAAUCAAGAAGUGCAAGAUUAGCUCCAUCCUCCAGACCACCAAUGGCUUACAAGUCAAAUCACAGUCCUUCACAAGCAUCUGCUUCUUACAAUGGUUACAGGUUAAAUGAUUAUGUAUAA